Molecule: messenger RNA, 1449 nt
Organism: Morus notabilis
Lineage: Eukaryota; Viridiplantae; Streptophyta; Magnoliopsida; Rosales; Moraceae
Product: delta(14)-sterol reductase
Biological process (GO): sterol biosynthetic process
Cellular component (GO): endoplasmic reticulum membrane
Molecular function (GO): Delta14-sterol reductase activity
Source: RefSeq, a predicted model, not a curated record
UGAACACUCCUACUUGGAUAGUUACGCUAGCAAAUUUCUCGGAGAGGGGCCAUAACCAGUCAUCAGUUCAGUGACAGAGUCACAGUGAGUAGAGAGGUAGAGGAGUGAGACGGAGAUAUACACUAGACAUUCAUUUAUGGAUCUGGGUCUUCCUCUAAGCGCCCUAAUUCCCUCAUGGACAUCCGUUGGGAUUCUAGCGGCGUUCUUCAUUUACUUGCCAAUUUUCGGAUCCAUACUUCCCGGAAAAGUCGUCCCCGGCGUUGUCUUACGAGACGGCACUCGUCUUCAUUAUCGCUGCAAUGGUUUGCUAUCACUUGUUUUGCUGGUCGCGGCUCUUGGGAUUGCUGCUAAGAUGGAAGUUCUGUCGCCUACCGCUAUAUCAGACAGAGGCCUUGAUCUGCUUUCAACUACGUUUUUGUUCAGUUUCCUAGUCACGCUGGUCCUCUAUGCCACUGGCUGCAAUUCAAGGAAUCAGGGUUCAUCCUUAAAGCCUCAUGUCACAGGAAACCUAAUACAUGACUGGUGGUUUGGAAUACAGCUGAAUCCCCAGUUUCUGGGCAUUGACCUCAAAUUUUUCUUUGUUAGAGCAAAUAAAAAAGGAAUGAUGGGCUGGCUGCUUAUUAAUCUGUCAGUUCUUGCAAGAAGUAUUCAAGAUGCCACUUUGAAUCGGUCAAUGAUCCUGUACCAAUUUUUCUGUGCGUUUUACAUCCUGGACUACUUUGUUAACGAGGAGUACAUGACUUCCACAUGGGACAUAAUUGCAGAGAGAUUAGGCUUCAUGCUGGUAUUUGGAGACCUAGUGUGGAUUCCUUUCACUUUUAGCAUCCAGGGUUGGUGGCUUUUGAAGAACAAGGUGGAACUAACAACAGCCGCCGUUAUAGCAAAUUGUUUCGUCUUUAUAAUAGGGUAUUUAGUAUUUAGAGGAGCUAACAAGCAAAAACAUGUGUUCAAAAAGAACCCAAAAGCACUAAUAUGGGGAAGGCCUCCGAAGGUCAUUGGGGGAAAGUUGCUCGCUUCUGGUUAUUGGGGGAUCGCGAGGCACUCUAAUUACCUUGGGGACUUGUUGCUUGCACUAUCCUUCAGUUUACCUUGCGGGAUAAGCUCCCCAGUUCCAUACUUCUAUCCAAUCUAUCUUCUGAUUCUACUAAUAUGGAGGGAAAGAAGGGACGAGGCUCGCUGCGCAGAGAAGUACAGAGAGGUUUGGGCUGAAUACCGUAGACUUGUUCCCUGGAGAAUAUUGCCUUAUGUUUAUUAGCAUCAAAGGCUUUGCAUUUGACAAGAGUAGCUGCUAGAGAGCUCUUCUGCUCUUGACUUAUUGUUGUAUUGAUGUAUUUGAUUUCAAUGGAUUUUGAUGUUUUCUGAGGGUGAGGCUUGUUAAUCUUUUUUCAAAAAUAUGCCUGCAAUUUUGUAACUCGUAGAUUUUCUUAUUGAAUUCCUAUGCAAUUUGCU